GUGCAGCGCAGGCGCUCUAAAAUACCGUAGUGCUGACAAACUACAGUACCCAUAAGCCUUUGCAACACUCGCGGAAGUCCUUUUUCUUUCCUUCCGCCGUCGCUGAGGUCCCUUUUGGAUUUACAUCGGCGGUCACCAUGGCAGCCCUCAGGCCCCUCACAAAGCCCAAGAUUGUCAAGAAGCGAACCAAGAAGUUCAUUCGCCAUCAGUCUGACAGAUAUGUCAAGAUUGCGAAAAACUGGCGUAAGCCCAGAGGUAUUGACAACAGGGUCCGCAGGCGGUUCAAGGGUCAGAUGUUGAUGCCCAACAUCGGUUAUGGUAGCAACAAGAAGACCAAGUACAUGCUGCCAACUGGCUUCAAGAAGUUCCUGGUGCAUAAUGUCAAGGAGCUCGAGGUCCUAAUGAUGAGUAACAAGACCCACUGUGCUGAGAUCGCCCACAACGUCUCCUCCAAGAACAGGAAGCUGAUCGUGGAGAGGGCAGCUCAGCUGGCCAUCAAGAUCACCAACCCCAACGCCAGGCUCAGGAGCGAGGAGAACGAAUAAACUGGUUAUACACAAUAAACGCUUAAAAAUGGAAA
Molecule: messenger RNA, 580 nt
Organism: Xiphias gladius (swordfish)
Lineage: Eukaryota; Metazoa; Chordata; Actinopteri; Istiophoriformes; Xiphiidae
Gene: rpl32
Product: ribosomal protein L32
Exons: 4
Coding region: 138-545 (135 amino acids)
Biological process (GO): translation
Cellular component (GO): ribosome; cytosolic large ribosomal subunit
Molecular function (GO): structural constituent of ribosome
Source: RefSeq, a predicted model, not a curated record